AUGUCGAACCUAAAGCCAAUCAAGAUCUUCUGGAGAGAUCACGUUCCAAAUCCCGCCAAAGUACUGGUCAUACUUGAGGAGCUCGACCUGCCCUACGAGACCUCAUAUGUUGAAUUGGAUGAGUUCAAAAAGCCGCCUCUCACCGAUGUGAACCCCAACGGACGGAUUCCCGCGAUCAUUGAUCCUAAUACCGGGCUGAAGCUCUGGGAAUCCGGUGCCAUUAUUCAGUACCUCAUCGACACGUAUGACAAAGACGGCAAGCUCACUUACACUGAGUUUCCCGAAAAGUACCAGUUGACCCAGUGGUCAUUUUUCCAGGCGUCGGGUCAGGGGCCCUACUUUGGUCAGGCUGCGUGGUUCAAUAUAUUCCACGAGAAAACGUAUGGGGAAGCUCCCGAAUCGGCUAAAGUACGAUAUGGCUCAGAAGUCAAGCGAGUCGCCGGGGUUUUGAACACUGUGCUGAGUGAGAAGGAAUGGUUGGUUGGCGAUAAAUGCACGUAUGCAGACUUGGCAUUUGUGAUGUGGAACCUCCAGAUUCCCUUUUUCAUGGCAAGUCGGACCGGCGAGCAUGCCUGGGACCCAGAAGAAUUUCCGCACUUUACCCGCUGGCAGAAUGCCAUGGUGGCACGACCAUCUGUCGCGAAAGUGAUCUCUGUGUUGAAUGACAAGGAGGUGAAGAAAGGCGCGUAG
This is a messenger RNA of Aspergillus pseudotamarii, 690 nucleotides long. RefSeq names its product glutathione S-transferase family protein. The record is from RefSeq and is a predicted model, not a curated record. Lineage: Eukaryota; Fungi; Ascomycota; Eurotiomycetes; Eurotiales; Aspergillaceae. The transcript has 5 exons. Bases 1 to 690 code for a protein of 229 amino acids.